AUGCGGUUCGCUCUCCUCGCCUGCCUGGCCUCUUUGGUCUCCUCCGUCAGUGCCACUGCCUUGACCUACAGGCUUGAGGCCAACGAGAAGGCAUGCUUCUACACCAAUGUUGAGCAGGCCAAUGCCAAGGUGGCAUUCUACUUUGCGGUCCAAUCGGGUGGUUCCUUCGAUGUUGACUACACCGUCACCGCACCCGGCGGCAAGAUCGUGAUGGAUGGAACAAAGGAACGCCAGGGCGACUUCGUUUUCACGGCGCAGAGCAUCGGCGAAUACCAGUUCUGCUUCAACAAUGAGAUGUCCACGUUUGCCGAGAAGAUGGUUGAUUUCGAGAUUGCCGUCGAGAAUGAACAGCGCGCCCAACUCCCCUCCCGCCAGGGUGCCAGCCCCGAGCAAACCACCAACCUCGAGGAAUCCAUCUACAAGCUGUCCGCACAGCUGUCAACCAUCUCACGCAACCAGAAGUACUUCCGUACUCGCGAGAACCGUAACUUCAGUACCGUCCGCAGUACCGAGCGUCGGAUUUUCAACUUCAGUGUGAUUGAGAGCUUGAUGAUGGUGUCCAUGGCUGCUCUGCAGGUCUUUGUGGUGCGCUUCUUCUUCCAGGGCGCGCGGAAGGGUUACGUGUGA
Penicillium subrubescens is the source of this 627-nucleotide messenger RNA. Its product is annotated as p24 family protein. The transcript is spliced from 4 exons. Bases 1 to 627 code for a protein of 208 amino acids. NCBI's taxonomy places the organism in Eukaryota, Fungi, Ascomycota, Eurotiomycetes, Eurotiales, Aspergillaceae. Gene Ontology annotation, cellular component: endoplasmic reticulum; Golgi apparatus; endoplasmic reticulum-Golgi intermediate compartment. The record is from RefSeq and is a predicted model, not a curated record. Gene Ontology annotation, biological process: intracellular protein transport; Golgi organization; protein retention in ER lumen.